ACUUCCCGUCGUGAGCUAACCAAGGCAUCACUUCCGGCCGCGCGCAGUGUAGGAACUAUACUUCAGAUCUAGAAUGUGCCUUCUGAGGCGUUUGGCCCUGAACGGAAACUAGUCUUGGUGGCUUAUUGGGAAGCUGAGCAAGAUGGAGAAGCGAGGCCGAGGCCAGAAAGUGCCCAACAAUCAGGCCCUUCAGCCGCAGUCAGUGGGGUUUAAGAAAGAGAGGAAGCCUAGCAUGUUCGAGAAGGAGUCAGAAAGUCUAAAAGAUGUCAAAUACGAUGACAGAGGCAUAUCUCACUUGUCACUUCAGCUGGCAGACCAAAUAUUGUUAGCAGUCAAAGACUUUGGGUACCAACGUUAUAAAUUCGUUGUAAAAGUAUUAUUUAUUCAAAAGACUGGUCAAGCAAUAAACGUGGCCAGCAGAUGGAUCUGGGAUGUUGCGUGGGACAACUGGAUAGAAGCUAAACAUGAAACUGAAUCUUACGUGGCGUUGGCCUUGGUGUUUGCUGUUUACUGUGAAUAGCUUGAUGCAUACACUAAACAGUGUUUACUUCCCCACUUUGUAAAAAUAAACGCAAUGUAUACGUUUAUGAA
Chinchilla lanigera (long-tailed chinchilla) is the source of this 591-nucleotide messenger RNA. It is a transcript of the gene Dynlt2, whose product is annotated as t-complex-associated-testis-expressed 3. Gene Ontology annotation, molecular function: dynein intermediate chain binding. The record is from RefSeq and is a predicted model, not a curated record. NCBI's taxonomy places the organism in Eukaryota, Metazoa, Chordata, Mammalia, Rodentia, Chinchillidae. Gene Ontology annotation, cellular component: cytoplasm; cytoplasmic dynein complex. Gene Ontology annotation, biological process: microtubule-based movement. The transcript is spliced from 3 exons. Bases 143 to 520 code for a protein of 125 amino acids.